This is a messenger RNA of Bubalus bubalis (water buffalo), 2102 nucleotides long. Its product is annotated as guanylate-binding protein 6. Bases 177 to 2063 code for a protein of 628 amino acids. The transcript has 11 exons. Gene Ontology annotation, biological process: defense response to protozoan; defense response to Gram-positive bacterium. Gene Ontology annotation, molecular function: GTPase activity; GTP binding. The record is from RefSeq and is a predicted model, not a curated record. Lineage: Eukaryota; Metazoa; Chordata; Mammalia; Artiodactyla; Bovidae.
AAUUUCAGUUUAAACACAUCACUAUACUGGAAGAGAAGACUGACUUGCUCAGUCUUCUUUAGCUUUGAUAAAGGAGAGACAAAGGGGUGGAAGGAGCAAGUAAGCAAAGAGUGAGAGGCAACUGGAACCAUUCUUGGACUCCUGGUGUGUGGAACAGAAAGCUCUUCUAGGUUACCAUGGCAUCUGGACCCAACAUGAUGAACCCCAUUUGUCUGGUGGAAAAUGACAAUGAGAUUCUGUCAGUGAACCAGGAAGCUCUACAGAUUCUUGAGAAGAUUUCUCAGCCAGUGGUGGUGGUGGCCAUUGUAGGACUGUAUCGUACAGGCAAAUCCUACUUGAUGAACCGUCUUGCAGGACAGAACCGUGGUUUCCCUCUGGGCUCCACAGUGCAGUCUGAAACCAAGGGCAUCUGGAUGUGGUGUUUGCCCCACCCCUCCAAGGAGAACCACACCCUGGUCCUUCUGGACACCGAGGGCUUGGGGGAUGUGGAAAAGGGUGACCCUAAGAAUGACUCGUGGAUCUUUGCCCUGGCUGUGCUUCUAUGUAGCACCUUUGUCUACAAUAGCACAAGCACCAUCAACCACCAGGCCCUGGAACAGCUGUACUAUGUGACAGAGCUCACAGAACUUAUCCAGACCAAGUCCUCUCCAAGACCUGAUGGAGUAGAAGAUUCCACAGAGUUUGUGAGUUUCUUUCCAGACUUUAUCUGGGCUGUUCGGGAUUUCACCCUGGAGCUGAAGUUAAACGGUCACCCUAUCACAGAAGAUCAGUACCUGGAGAAUGCCUUGAAGCUGAUUCCAGGCAGGAAUCCCAAAGCUAGAACAUCCAAUCUACCCAGAGAGUGUAUCAGGCAUUUCUUUCCAACACGGAAGUGUUUUGUGUUUGAUUGGCCAACAAAUGACAAAGAACUCCUAUACAAUAUUGAGAAUGUGUCUGAAGACCAACUGGAUCCUAAAUUCCUGAAACAAACAAACAAUUUCUGUUCUUACAUCUUUACCAAUGCAAAAAUCAAGACUCUCAAAGAGGGGAUCAUGGUCACUGGGAAUCGACUGAGGACUUUGGUUGUGACCUAUGUGGAUACUAUCAAUACCGGAGCUGUACCUUGCUUGGAGAAUGCAGUGACAACUCUGGCCCAGCUGGAAAACUCAGCAGCUGUGCAGAAGGCAGCUGGCCACUACAGUGAGCAAAUGACCCAGCGACUGAGCCUCCCCACCGAGACGUUCCAGGAACUGCUGGACCUGCACACAGCCUGUGAGAGGGAAGCCAUCGCCAUCUUCAUGGAGAGCUCCUUCAAGGACAAAGAUCAGGAAUUCCAGAGGGCUCUUGUGGAUGUCAUAAAGAAUAAGAAGGAGGGUUUCAUGCUGCAGAAUGAAGAGGUAUCUAUCAAAUACUGCCAGGCUAAACUUGAUGAGCUUUCCAAGGCCCUAAUGCAAAGUAUAUCAUCAGGUGCUUUCUCUGUUCCUGGAGGGCACAAACUCUACAGGAAAGCAAUGGAAAGAUUACAACAGGACUAUUGCCAACUGCCCAGGAAAGGAGUAAAGGAAGAUGAAGUCCUCCAGAGCUUUCUGCAGUCACAGGUGGUAGUCGAGAAAUCCAUCCUGCAGGCAGAUAAAGCCCUCACUGAUGGGGAGAAGGCUAUAGCAGAGGAGCGGGCCAGGAAUGAGGCAGCUGAGAAGGAAUGGGAGCUGCUAAGACAGAAACUGCAAGAGCAGCAGCAGGAGAUGGAGGCGCAACAGAGGAGUCUCCAGGAAAACAUAGCCCAGCUGACAGAGAAGCUGGAGAGGGAAAGAGAAAACAUACUGAGAGAGCAGACUAUGAUGUUGGAGCAUAAGCUGAAGGCACAGGAAGCUCUGCUUAAAGAAGGAUUUGGACAGAAAUCUGAGAAUAUGAGUGCAGAGAUAAAUCAUUUGAGAAAUAUGAUUGAUAAUACUAAUGAUGGUUAUGCUUCCUGGAUUUCACUAGUCUUGGACAGAUUUGGCAAAGAGAUUGCUUCAGUAUUGUGUGUUCCAGGCAAACUUCUUGGUCAUAUUGUGGAAGGCGUGAGCUCCCUAUUUAAAAAGUAGAUCUCCUUUUAAAGAAAUUAAAGAUAUAUAAUAUAUGUA